UCCUAAGCACAUCCACACAUUCCAAGCAUGAAACGAAAAGCAUUUUUCUUGUGCAAUCCAGUUGCCAGUGGCGCCUAUGCCGACCUUUGGAUUGUGGAGCAGAUCCUUUGGAUAGUGGAUUCGAUUGCAAGCCCGGAGCUAGAGGUCUUCAAGAGCUGGAUCCCCAACUUGGCAAGAAGUGAAGCCUCCUUGUCCCAUCCUUUGCAACCAUGCAUUUCCACCCGGCUUUGACUCCCAUCGGUUUGUAUUUCUUCGCCUUCCCACUUUGCUACACCUUCAACAGCCUCACAGCCAUGGAGAGCCCUUCGGUCAUUGCGGCGAGUGGUUUUGCAACCCUGGCGUUCCUCUUUGCUGUGGUCUAUCUUCCAAGCCACUCACAGGAUCCGCUUUACUAUGUAUUUAUGGUUUUCUCCUUCUCUUCGGGGGUCGACGCCAUCAUCGCCUUGGAGGAAGACAGGUUCAUGGACAACUUUAUAGGAUUCUACAUGAGAGAGGGCGAGCCGUACCUUACCACCGCUUAUGGAAUUAUGAUUUGCUACUGGGAUGGCGUCAUCCAUUACGGCCUUUAUAUCUCUAUGAUCAUAGCCAUCCAUAAAAGGAAAAGCUACCGAAACAUCGGCCUCUACUGGAUCGGGUCUCUCACCAUGAGCCUCAUCGUUUUCUUACCGGGCAAUGCAAUUGGGAAAUACGGCUCGGAGAUCCGACCGGCCUUCUUGCUCAACAUUCCCUACCUUCUCAUCCCUAUCUGGGCCGCCAUGCGGAUCUUUGCCCACCCCAAGAACCCGACCUUAAUGACAGCAGAUCAGAUUGCCCAGGAGCAGGGCAAAACCUUGAUCCAGCGACCUUUGGAUUUGGGAUUGGUGGCCUUCCUGCUUUUCGCCGUGGCCUUCACGCUUUUCCGAGGACUGGUGGUGCUGGAUUGCCCCUGGGAGACGUGCUUCGACUACAUCUACCAGCAAGAGCCCUACCUGCGGGACCCUGUGGCUUACCCCAAAGUCCAGAUGCUGGUGUUCCUCUUUUAUGGCCUGCCGUAUUUCUGCAUCUGUAUCUAUGGGUUACUGUUCCCUGGUUCAACAUGGAUGCCGGAUUGUGCUUUGGUUUGCGCCGGUGCCAUUGCCCAGGCCCAGUUUGCCCACAUUGGGGGUUCCCUCCACCCGCGCACUCCUUUUCCCUAUCGCAUGCCGGAAACGGCUUGGUGGACGGCUCUGCUCUCCAAUGUUAUCUAUGCCUUGGGGCCUCACCUUCUGGCCUACCGCUGCCUAAAGAACCCGGCCUUCUUCGGCCGUGCCGUUUCCUCAGUCGAAGACAAGAAGACUCAAUGACCUUAUUCUUUGAUGGUUGAUGUCUUUGCCAAAGGUUCCAGGACCACUCCACAGCAGAUUUGAAACUGGUUGAAAGGUGGAGAGGGAAGUGCCAACAUUGUCGUUUUGGCAUUGUGGGUUUUCUCAGUGAAAUUUGUUCCACUUUGCCUUCCUAAGUGUGACUCAACCAGACCGAGCCAAGAUUUGAACCCAGGUCUACGAGUCCGACCUUCCAACUUCUACAUCACACUGUCUUGCCACAAAACAUGCAUCAAUUUCCUGCUCUCAGGUUCAUAAUCAACCUGCUAAGAACUGAAUUAUUGCCUGCGUUGUGUCAUCAUAAAAGACUUCUUUCUCCCUUCUCCAGGUCACUUUCAUCUUUGCCCAGCCCUCUUUUAGAAUGUCUCAAUGGCAACGUUCUAGCCCUCUUCCAUUCUUCUGACAUAGCCUUUCCGUCUCUAUACUGACAUCUUGUGGUUGUGUCUGAUACAUAAAUGCCCAUCGGUUUUGGUGGCCUAUCUCCAAACAGGGUUGAUUGUUUAGUGGAAACCCCUCCAUCAUUAUUUAAGUUGAAUCACAAAGGAUAUAUACAUACCAAUUUGGUCCAAAUCCCUGAAGUAAUUUCGGAGCCUUUGCGGAACAUACAUACACACAUCCAAUAUAAGGGGGUGGGAAUAAUUUUGCAAAUUUUAGUGGAAAAUCUGCGAUCAUUAUUUAGGUUAAAUUACGAAGGAUAUAUAUCUAUGCACCACAUUUAGUCCAGAUCCAUCAAGUUAUUUCGGAGCCUUUGCGGAACAAACAAACAUACAUACACACACUUUAUAUAUAUGUUGUACGGGAAUUGAAACAAAUACGAUCAGGCAAAGAGAAAGAAGCCUUUUGGGACAGUUGUACAAGCCACUGUUUUAUUUAAAUAAGAAAAUAUAUUAAAACCAGUUUAUAUAUGA
Messenger RNA from Anolis sagrei ordinatus, 2248 nucleotides. It is a transcript of the gene TM6SF2, whose product is annotated as transmembrane 6 superfamily member 2. Lineage: Eukaryota; Metazoa; Chordata; Lepidosauria; Squamata; Anolidae. Gene Ontology annotation, biological process: lipid homeostasis; regulation of lipid metabolic process. Gene Ontology annotation, cellular component: endoplasmic reticulum membrane; endoplasmic reticulum-Golgi intermediate compartment membrane. The record is from RefSeq and is a predicted model, not a curated record.